Messenger RNA from Moneuplotes crassus, 1495 nucleotides. The record is from the annotation of a GenBank genome assembly. NCBI's taxonomy places the organism in Eukaryota, Ciliophora, Spirotrichea, Euplotida, Euplotidae.
AGUAAUCACCAAGAUUUGACUUGGUGAAUAAGAUGCUCGUUUUCUUCUUAAAAGCCUUACCUCUUAUCCUUUGUGUCCCAUCCUUGAUGAUUACUCUACUAUCUGUCAAACCCUAGUGUCUCUUUAUUGCUGAAUUAAUAUAUUUGGUAGAAUAUCCCGAAGAUAUUAUUAGGACUUCUGGGUUUUGAUAUGCUAACUGUUACUUUGGUCUAUUUAUUGGUAUGUUAAACUCUGAUACGCACAAAAUUAUAAGAUAUUCAUGGGCAAUUGGGAUGUAGCUGAUUGUAUACUCCUCUUCUGCAUUCUUUAUAUAUUCCUUAAGGGUAUUAAAUGGUAUAAGCCUUUCUUAAGUUGCAUAUUUAUGAGCAAAGUCCUAGUGCCAAACGAACAGAAUAAAAAUUUCAUUAUGCAUUUUCAAUAAGUUUUCUGUACAAUUAGCCACUUGAUUAUUGAUCUUGGAAGAGGUGAUAUUAAUUAUCUAGAAAUCAGAGAAUGAACAGCGAUAAAUAUGAUAUAAAAAAGCAGUUCUCUUGGACUAGGAAGUACAACUACGGACCAUGGUCUAAUUAUGAGCAUUCUCAGUUGGUUCUCUGCCUAAAGGCUCAAGGGCUCAACUGGAUAAUGCUCAAGAAAAUGAUCCCUACAAGGGCUAGACAGCAGAUAGAGACCCAUCUGAAAGGCUAUCUCAAGCAAAUUAAGAAACAUUACAAAGUGGAAGACCCCCUACAGUAUAUUAGAACCAGUUCACCUCCAAAUCUCCCCUCUGACUCUGCCCUACAGUCCUUCUGCGACUCUAGCCCAGACAAGCACGGGCUUAGCCGUAGUAGAGACAGUGGCUUGUACAAGUUCUCACAAGGCUCACAAAAAGGAGGGAGACCAGAUAAAAGAAAGGAAGCUCAAGUGAAACUUUUGAGAAGAAGAGAAGCCAAGUUUUAUGAGAAGUUCGAAGAGAGAGGAAGAGAGAGGCUGAGUGGGAGGUAGGAAGGGGUGGGUAGUGGUUGAAGGGUUUAGGUCUUGGGGUUUUGGUAACUUUUUGAUAGGGGAAUGAGUGAAGGAAGGGAUUUUAGGUGUAAUAUGCAUGGUCUGAAGGGUAUUUCGGAGCAAAGUUGUAAGGAGACUUGUGAAGGUAAUAGUAUUUUUGUGAUGGGAGGGAAGAAUGUUGUUAUUCAAGCGUCGCAGAUUCUGACUACAACUCCUUGAAAAAUUCUAAAGAGUGCUUCUGGAAAGGUUGUGGUUCUUCCGAAAGGAGUCUUGAAUAUAGAAAUUCAACCAAUUCUUCCAGAUAAUCCUUCAAGAUCAAUACAAAGUUCAAAAUCUCAGCCAAAUGAUUCCCAACUUUUAAGUCAAGCCCCAAAAGCUACUAGGUUUGGCUCCUCUUUGUCUCCAGUCGGUUGAGAGAGUAUGUUGGAUUUCACAGUGGAAUUUCUCUCUCAAUACUAUUGCUUUGAUGAUUGCAUAAGUUGUUAAUUUAUGGUAAAUAAGUUCAAUAUUCUAC